Molecule: messenger RNA, 1377 nt
Organism: Pichia membranifaciens NRRL Y-2026
Lineage: Eukaryota; Fungi; Ascomycota; Pichiomycetes; Pichiales; Pichiaceae
Exons: 1
Biological process (GO): regulation of DNA-templated transcription
Molecular function (GO): histone acetyltransferase activity
Source: RefSeq, a predicted model, not a curated record
GAACUACCAUAUAGAGGAUUAUUUGAUUUCUCAGAAGCAAAUACCUUUGACACAUAUCCUGACCCAAAUUUCAAAAAACUCUUUAAUACAUUGGUUUACAAAUCAUCUUUAUUGAAAAACACGAAAAAUCAUAGGAACUUGAUUACGACCAAUCUACAAUCUACCCCACAGGAAACUCCGAAUUCGAAAAACAAACUAAAAGUGAUACAUUUCGAUGAUUAUGAAAUCGACACGUGGUAUAAAUCCCCAUAUCCUUCACAGUACACCUCAAAUCCAAUAAUGUUCAUCUGUCCGCAUUGCUUAUCAUAUUAUGAUUCUUCUUUCACUCUCAAUCGACAUUUACUGAAAUGCUCAUUCAAUUUCCAACCGGCAGGUAGAGAAAUAUAUAGAGAUGAAGAUGAAAAAAUAUCGGUUUUCGAAAUUGAUGGUAGGAAAAAUGUCAUAUUUUGUCAAAACCUAUGUUUACUUGCAAAAUUGUUUCUCAACUCGAAAACUCUCUAUUACGAUGUUGAGCCUUUCAUGUUUUAUGUGCUAUAUGAUUAUUCAAAUAAUUCGAGCUUUAAGUUUGUCGGCUACUUUUCAAAAGAAAAAUUAAAUUCCACCGGCUACAAUCUUUCAUGUAUUAUGACCUUACCUAUUUAUCAGCGACGUGGAUUUGGGAACUUUUUAAUAGACUUUAGCUACCUCUUGUCAAAAAGAGAAUUCAAGUUAGGAACUCCAGAAAAGCCGCUAAGUGAUUUGGGUUUACUCAGCUAUAGAAGUUACUGGAAGCUUUCUGUCAUCAGAGAAGUCUACAAACUACUUUUCAAUAACGAGGAGCAGUUGAUUUUCAAAAAAACUGAUACUGACAUUAAAGAUCCUCAUUUGAAAGUUUUUUCGGUUUCAAUCGAUGAUCUAUCCAAUCUCACUGGAAUGUUACAUGACGAUGUGAUUGUUGCAUUAGAGCAAUUAAAUUCUCUAAUCACCUACGAAAGAAACUCCCAGAAUAAGUUUGCAUUGAUUUUUAGUCCAAGCUUGGUUAAAACUCUUUACACAACAUGGAAACGGAAAAGUUCCGUAAAACUAAACGGCGACUAUUUGAUCUGGAAACCCAUUAUAUUGGGGCCAUCAGGGGGUAUAAAUACUAACUCUACUAUGGUCAUUGCAGAUCAUAACAAUGCGUCAUCUGAUACCGCUUCAUAUGAAGGACAACUGAUGAAAAAUGUUUCGGUGAUUGUUAACUUUUUAAAAGAUGAUUUGGAAGAUGAUCGUGAUAUUGAAGACCAGUUUCUUGAAAAAAUAAUACAACAAAAUUCUGAAAACAAUGAACUUACAUCACAAGAAAAAAAUGAAUUUACUUUUUCCAAAGCCAGGAUCACUUACCCAGGAAUGAAAUUU